Molecule: messenger RNA, 4605 nt
Organism: Amoebophrya sp. A25
Lineage: Eukaryota; Dinophyceae; Syndiniales; Amoebophryaceae
Source: the annotation of a GenBank genome assembly
AUGCGUUAUACCUGCGAGAGAAGACUGCAGGCGAAAAAGGAACUGAAAAGUGCUGGAGGUGGUACCUAAGAUAUCUGUCUCCUCCACCUAGGUUGUUAGGAGUCUGAUCGAAAGAUUAUUUUUAUUGGUAACAGCCGAGUGCGACAGCGGAUGUGUCUCAUUCUUGAUGCUGUUAAAUCUUUUUUGAAGGCUCUCAGAUGGGGGGUUCUGCGAGGAACACGGUGGGACACGUGAAGCUUGCCGGACUCCGUCCCCUCUAGAAGAAAAAUGGCUGAAGCAGUGUUCGGUCCAGGAGGGGCGGCCGGGCAGGUUGUCAGCGACGCCCGCGGAGCUCAGGAGGCGAGGCCGCCAGCCAAGUUUCUGAAUGUUCUGCCUCUACGCACGGGUGGGCAUAUCUUAAAUGUCCAGCUAUUAUCUUAUGAAUGAUCGUUUUUUUAAAGAUGUAUUAAAUUGACCGAAAGUGCAUUCCGUGCAAGGAUUUCGAACACGUAUGCGGUUCGUCCUAUGUUUGAGGUGUACUAAAAUUUACCUCUUUUAUACAUGUCGUUCGGGGUUGUACUAACAAUGAUAAAGAUAUUUCUCAUUCUCUCGAUAUCUCGAGACAUCCCGUGCCUUUAAUUUUCGCGAGGCUGCGCCUUGCUCAUCGUGGGAACACAACUCCCAAAAAGUACGCAGAGUUCGUCCGCGCUGGCGUUCUUCUGCGCCGUCGGAGGUGUCGAUGUGCUGGCAGCGGUGCUGUCCUGGUACUCGUUGCAUUUCAACGAUACGGUCGCGCUGAAAUGGGGACUAUACUGGCGCGUCCUGUCCUUAUUUUUUUUCCUGCCGUACCGUAUGACUCGCUGUUUAUCAGUCUGAGAACGAAGUUGUAGGCCAUGAUUAUGAUUAUUUCAAAAAUCCUGAUGAUGAAUCAGAAUCUUAAUCAUCAUCAUCACCGCCAUCAUCGUUGCCCUGGUUUUUUAGGUUAGCACGAAUGGCCUAUUUUGCCGAAUGAUUUUCAUUUUGUAAAUCCAUGCAUUAUAAUAAUGUGAAAAAAUACUUGUACAACAUUUCUAAAUUUUUGUUCGGAUACCUUUUAUUUGAUGAAGCGGUAGCGCAAAAGAUUCCGUUUUGGCUUACGGCAAUGCUGAUUCUUGUGGCUGUGGCUGUCGAAGCCGUGCUUGUGCGGGAGGUAUCGAUAAAUUGUUGUGUGAAGUUGCUGCAGAAUGCAAUUUUAUUGUCACCUUUGAACUCGGAGUCACAGGUGAAUACAGUCGACCUGCCAGUUGCUUAUUGCUUUUAUUCCGACUCUGAGUCUUCCUUGCUGACUAAUAUCUACCACAAUCUUGGUUUUUCGCAACGGCUGUAUGGAAAAAUUGUGGGUGCAACGUAUGUAUGACUCGUGGGUGUGCUUGCGUUUGUGAUCAUUUGGAUGCGUAUAAUCCAGAUCAGUUUGGAAUUAGGUUAACAACAUGCACUACCAGAAUCAUAAAUUCUUGUGUGCGCCGAUUCACAGAAAUACAAGCUCAUGCUCUACCUGAUGCGAAUCAACAAGUUCAAGAAAGACCUGGUAAACCAAUUCAAAGAACCAACGUGGCUUUCCGGCAAUCCUGAUCGCGCGUGCGUCUUCUUCGACCUGAUUCCGCUUACAACAGCUGUGGCAGGCUAUGCGGUCUUCACCUUUCUUGCGUCGAUAAUCGGUACUGCUUAGUACUACUUAGUAAUUGGUGUCCAGAUGAAAAUCAAUAUGAGUAUUUACAAAAAUUGGCUAGAAAUUCAUGUUGAUCAUCAUGACGAUUCGAGAACUGAAAGAGCAAGCACUUUCGAUAGAUUGUGCUAAAAGUUACUAGCCUGGAGCGCCCGACAACACCCCCUCGCGCUAGGAUUCCCCUCCUCUCGAAGUAACCCGCGGAGCACUCAGCUCGCCUCAAAUUCCAUUUCUUGGGUUUGAAUUGCUCAAAUCCGAAAACUUUUGAUUUUGGCGAGUUUUUCUGAGAUUCAAGAUCUUGGUCGUGAAUUGCUCAAAUCUAAAAGUUUACGACUUUAGCAAAUUUUUCCUGGCAUUCAAUUUCUUGGGUUUGGGUUCCUUUGGCAAGUUUUUCGGGGAUUCACUCGCUUAGGUUUGGAUUGCUCAAAUCCAAACACUUCCGACUUUGGUAAAAACAUCUCGGAGCUUUUCUGGGAUUCAAUCUUUUUCCUCAAAUCCAAAAGUUUUCGACUUUAGCGAGUUUCGCUGAGGUUCAACCUCUUGGGUUUGAAUUGCUCGAAUCCAGAAAUUUUCGAUUUUAGUGGGUCUUGCUGAGGUUCAAUCUCUUGGAUUUGAAUUCCACAAAUCAAAAACUUGCGCUUUUUUUAGCGAGUUUCACUGCGAUUUAAUUUCUUGGAUUUCAAUUUCUCAAGUCCAAAAAUUUUCGAUUUUAGCAAGUCCCUCAGGGGUUUCUUGAAUUGAAAUCCCCAAACUCCAAAUCCAAAAGUUUGUGACUUUAGCAGGUUUUUCUGAAAUUCAAGCUCUUGGAUUUGAUUCGUAAGACCAGUUCCUUGUAUUUGAAUUCCUCAAAUCCCAAAACUUUUGAUUUUAACAAGUUUGGCCGGGGUUCAAUUUCUUGGAUUUGAUUCGCCAGCCCAUAAGUUCAGAAGUGCGCAAGUUCAUAAGUUCAUAAGUGUAAGCCCAAUUUCUUGGAUUCCAUUCGAAUUCCUCAGAUCCCAAAGCUUUUGAUUUUAAAAAGUUUUGCUGAGGUUCAAUUUCUUGGAUUUGGUUCGCAAGCCCAUAAGUUCAGAAGUGCGGAAGUUCGUAAGUUCAUAAGUGUAGGCCCAACUUCUUGGAUUUGAAUCCCUCAAAUCCCAAAACUUUUGACUUUAGCAAGUUUAGCCGAGGUGCAAUUUCUUGGAUUUGAUUCGCAAGCCCAUAAGUUCAGGAGUGCGUAAGUUCGUAAGUUCAUAGGUGUGAGCCCAAUUUCAAAGUUUUUGACUUUGGCAAGUUCUGCCGCGAUUCAAUUUUUUGGAUUUGAUUCCCAAGCCCAUAAGGUCGCAAGUUUCUAAGUUCAUGAGUUCGUGAGUUCAUGAGUUCAAAUGUGAAAGAGGGAGAGUUUGGGGUUUGGAAGUGGGAGAGUGAGAGUUUGGCGGGGUCGUUGUUGUUUUUUAAUUUAGCUCUUUAAUAUUCAACACCGUCAAGACUGACAACAGCAAGAAGAUCAAGACUUCUGCUCUAUUUCGUAUCGCAGUUUUAGUACAACUUUCAUCAAGGACAAAGCCAUGCUUGAACAUCAUCGGAAUAAGCUUUUCAGGUCUAAUUCUGAGCGCAUUCUUCCCGACGACCGCGGCCAUUUUUAAGUCUCAUAUUAAAUCUAUUAAUCACAACUAGCAAAUUUCUUCCAACAACAUAAAAGAAUGCUACAUACUUUAUCUUUAAUAUUACUAGGGAUAAGUAGAAUCUCCACUUCCCCGCAUUAGGCUCGAAGUACUAAAUGGGACACCAUGAUGAUGAUCUCCACUUCUAACACCUGGAACAAUUUUAUGCGAGAAAAAUCAAGAAAUUCAAAUUGAUAACGCGCUGUUGUAAAGCAUCAAACGAUGAAAUAUUUGCUGAUGUUGGCAUGGCUAAGACCAAUUUUCUACGUUGAAACAACUAGGUAUCUACAUGUAUAUUCUAAUUUGUUUGGAUUUUAUUCCGAGAAUAUUUCCGAAACACGAGCGCUUCUCAGCGUUGUCAACUUUCUGGGCCUUAUUUUUCCGGUCUGGUGCCUUGUGGGGAUCCAAGAAAAUCGACCGGAGGAUGAUAUGGCUCUGUCUAAACUAUGUAACUCGUAAAGAUAUGAGUAUCUAUGAAGAGAGGGCUCUUCCGUCACUUCUUUCACACGUCUAAGUAUCUACGUGGUUAUCUGAUCUACUUGGCACUACGCGUGUGCGUUAUGGUUCCAUCGGUUUUGCUGAAUUCCAUCAUGGCGAACAUGUGCGGGGCGUACGGGGAGCUCAAAGGGUCGCUGGGCUUCACAAGUCCCGCCAGUGGCAGUGCUCCUAUUCGCUCUGCGGGACAAGUCGCCACUGAGCCGCCCGACGAUGGCGUGGUAUAAUUAUAGUUUCUCGUUGUACUUCUGAAACCUCGAGUAAUAUUUGCUCUUUUUCCUGAAAGAAGUUGUAAUCUCUGUCGAUUUCUGGGAUUCAUCUUCUGCUCCUAGUUUUCUGUUUCGUGCGCCGUAUGAAAUCAGACAAGCAAGAGUCUUCUUCACUUGUGAUAUUACGGAACGAAAGCAUGAAUAUGUAAUUAUCAAUGAUCAGGUAAACGUGUCCUGCGGCACUAAAGAGCUAUCGUAUUUCCUCGUGAUUGCGGCAGUCGUUGCCGUUCAUCUCUAUUUUUUCCACUUGACAUAUCUCCUGUAUUUUCGUCUCACCAACUCGGAACUCGGAAAGCCAAGGUUAAGGCCAGUUGCUCAUCAUCCCAAGUGGACUUCUCUACUGAGUGAGAACACGCCAUUGCGUACCGCCACCUCUAGACCUAAUUCCGCUUCUCGGUAUUUCAAGGAAGUCAAUUCAGGUCAGGAUGAUGAGAGAUUCAUCUCGCUAAGGAGAGUAAAGGCGCAAUCGUAUGGGACGAUGGAUGGUCAGCGCAUAGUGACCGCAGACAUGAUCUAG